This is a messenger RNA of Closterium sp. NIES-67, 1584 nucleotides long. NCBI's taxonomy places the organism in Eukaryota, Viridiplantae, Streptophyta, Zygnematophyceae, Desmidiales, Closteriaceae. The record is from the annotation of a GenBank genome assembly.
AGGAUCACUAAAAUUUAUUCCAAAGUUUCCGUCUUUGUCCUCAACUCACGGCAGAUAGAUCUAGCUGUACUCUUGUGCGCACUGCGCAGCCAGUACGAGUACUCAAUCCUGUAUUCCCUUCACUGACGAAUUUGAUUGCCCGCUCACCUUCCCGCCUUGAAAAAAUCCUCGUCGUCAACUCUCGUGUGCCACAGUCUAUGCAGCGCGCGACGUCGCCGAAAGCGUCGCAAAAGAUGGAAACCCGUCGCAGACUGCUCGCCAUCGUCGUCGCCCUGGCUUCAGUUUCCUCGCUUCUCUGCACUGCCACUGCGACCGUCGUCAUGUCGACUACUUCAGAGGCCGCGAUGCUCAAGGUUCGGCAGAGCCUCGGACUGACCGACGCUUCUUGGAAUUGGAAGGCUGGCGUGGCUUGUACUCUGCCCGGGGAGGGCCUUGUAGCGGGGACGGUGGUGUGGAAGAACGUUGUUUGUGACUCUAACGGGAAUCCUAUUGUCAUACGCGCAGACGGCUUGAACUUGGCGGGGGGGAUUCCAUCCGCGAUAAAGAACAUGACCGCAAUCACCCGACUGGAACUCCAAAACAAUGCUUUCAACCGGCGCCUUGAUGCCUUCAUGCCCAACCUGCUCGCCCUCACCAACCUCGCACAACUGAACUUGCGAGACAACUUCUUCUAUGGCUCGAUUCCUACCUCACUCUUGGCGAUGAAAAGCCUUCAAAAGCUUUCCCUCUCCUACAACUUCCUCUCUGGCGCAGUGCCCCCAGCCUUCUCCUCCUCCCUCCUCACCCUAGAUGUUGACGGGAACCUCCUUCUGGGAACCUUCCCCAUGCCGCCGACGCUGUUCGAGGUGUGCAGUGCAGUGCAGAACUGUCUGCGGGACGUCGAGAUGUGUGACACGGGGCUGGGGACCGAGCAGAAGCCCAGCAGGGACUGCACGGUCUGUGGAGCGAACCUCAAAGCACCAGAUGCUGCGGACCCCUGUGGUUCGGGCAACACCUGCGCUCCGGUUGUUACCGACCCUAAGAAUCAGCAUCGGGCAAAGCUUCCCAUGCAAUGUGUUGGUCCGGAUGGGAAGCCAGUUGACAGCACAGGGACCGGAGCAGGUAGCGGCACAGACACGGGCAGGGGCAUGGGCACUGGCACGGGCACUGACACUGGCACCGGCACUGGCACAGGUUCGGGAACUGGCACUGGCUCGGGGACCGAGUCAGGGACAGGUGGGGGGGCAGGAGCUGGGAAAGGGUCUGGUCCGGUUGGGGGGAUUUGUAAGAAAAAGAAGAGGGUAAAAUGCCCUAAAAAUGCAUGCCGAGGAAUGAUCUGCAAGGCACGGGUGUGGAGCUGCCUUGGAUACAAGUGCGUCCCAAAGGCUGCUCAGAGAGGGCUUCACUGAAGAGAUGUGCUCUCAUGCCAUGCCCUAAAACAGAGGAAGCUAGGACAGGGUGUCAGGCUGUCACCUGUAGGUGCUAAUACAAAGUGCUAGGAUCUUUGUGAAGUGUAUUGUCGAUGCAGUGUUCGUUACAACCACAUUUGGUUAACGACCUCGCCAUUUCGCUGUCUAACAUGGACAAUACAUCUUCCUUCACACC